Messenger RNA from Egretta garzetta (little egret), 738 nucleotides. RefSeq names its product olfactory receptor 14A16. The annotation marks the transcript as partial. Gene Ontology annotation, biological process: G protein-coupled receptor signaling pathway. The record is from RefSeq and is a predicted model, not a curated record. The transcript is spliced from 2 exons. Gene Ontology annotation, cellular component: membrane. NCBI's taxonomy places the organism in Eukaryota, Metazoa, Chordata, Aves, Pelecaniformes, Ardeidae. Gene Ontology annotation, molecular function: G protein-coupled receptor activity; olfactory receptor activity.
CUCUUCCUGGGCAUCUACCUGGCAGCCGUCCUGGGCAAUGGCCUCAUCAUCAUGGCUGUAUCCUGCGACCACCACCUCCACACCCCCAUGUACUUCUUCCUCCUCAACCUCUCCCUCCUUGACCUGGGGUGCAUCUCUACCACUAUCCCCAAAUCCAUGGCCAAUUCUCUCUGGGACAUUAGGGACAUCUCCUACCAAGGGUGUGUGGCCCAACUAUUUUUAUUUUUAUUUUUUAUGUCAGCAGAGUAUUAUCUUCUCACUGUCAUGGCCUAUGACCGCUACGUUGCCAUCUGCAAACCUCUGCACUACGGGACCCUCCUGGGCAGCAGGGCUUGUGUGCACAUGGCAGCAGCUUCCUGGGGCAGUGGGUUCCUCUAUGCUCUCCUGCACACUGUAACUACAUUUUCCAUACCCCUCUGCAAGGGCAAUGCUGUGGACCAGUUCUUCUGUGAAAUCCCCAAAAUCCAAAAGCUCUCCUGCACAGAUGAUAACCCCAUGGAAGUUGGGGUUCUUGUCACUGGCAUGUUUGCCUACCUGAAGGCCCCCUCCAUCUCCUCCCCAUCCCUGGACCUGGUGGUCGCUGUUCUGUACUCGAUUCUGCCUCCAACAGUGAACCCCCUCAUCUAUAGCAUCAGAAAUCAGGACCUUAAGGAUGCCCUGCAGAAACUGAGUAGACACUUUUCAGCAGCCAGAGACCACGUAUCUUCCUCCACAAAUGACUUUCAGUGUCUGUCAUGA